UCCACAUAUUAUUUUGUCUUUUCUUUUAGGUGAUGCUGAAUCAAACCUUAGUCACUGAAUUUCUCCUUCUGGGAGUGACAGAUAUCCAAGAACUGUGGCCUUUUCUCUUUGUUGUUUUCCUUGCAAUUUAUUUUGCCAAUGUGGCUGGGAAUGGAGCCAUCCUGAUGAUUGUCACCUCCGAUCCAAGACUCCAUUCACCUAUGUAUUUCUUCCUGGGCAAUCUAUCGUGUCUAGAUAUCUGCUACUCCACGGUAACACUGCCAAAGAUGCUAGAGAACUUCCUCUCUACACACAAAGCAAUUUCUUUUUUGGGAUGCAUAAGUCAACUUCAUUUCUUCCAUUUCCUGGGCAGCACAGAAUCCAUGUUGUUGGCUGUGAUGGCCUUUGACCGCUUUGUGGCUAUCUGCAAACCACUUCAUUAUGCUGUUAUCAUGAAUCAUCAGCUCUGUACCCAGAUGGCUAUCACUAUCUGGACCACUGGUUUUUUCCAUGCCCUGCUGCACUCCAUAAUGACCUCUCGCUUGAACUUCUGUGGUUCCCACCAUAUCCAUCACUUCUUCUGUGAUGUUAAGCCAUUGCUGGCGUUGGCCUGUGGGAACAUUGAGCUUAACCAGUGGCUGCUCAAUACUGUCACAGGAAUGAUUGCUAUGGGCUCAUUCUUUCUAACACUUCUCUCCUAUUUCUACAUCAUCACUCAUCUCUUCUGCAAAACCCAUUCUUGCAGCAUGCUUCACAAAGCGCUGUCCACUUGUGCCUCCCACUUCAUGGUAGUUAUUCUUUUCUUUGCUCCUGUUGUCUUUACCUAUGUUCAUCCUGCUUCAGGCAGCUCCAUGGACCAGGACUGGGUCAUUGCCAUCAUGUACAGUGUUGUCACUCCUCUAAUAAACCCACUGAUCUAUACUUUGAGGAACAAGGACGUGAAGCGGGCCUUGAGUAGGGUGAUCAGAAGGAGGGUCUGACUUGGAGAAAUCUAGAGAACUCUUCCGAGGCAUAAAUAAGCAGG
Molecule: messenger RNA, 1003 nt
Organism: Ceratotherium simum simum (southern white rhinoceros)
Lineage: Eukaryota; Metazoa; Chordata; Mammalia; Perissodactyla; Rhinocerotidae
Product: olfactory receptor 12D1-like
Biological process (GO): G protein-coupled receptor signaling pathway
Cellular component (GO): membrane
Molecular function (GO): G protein-coupled receptor activity; olfactory receptor activity
Source: RefSeq, a predicted model, not a curated record